CUGAGAAAAUGUCUCAGAGUUCAUCUGUGCCAGAUCAACAGCAGGUGUCAGUUGCUAUUGCUGAAGAAAACUUCUGAAGGCGACAGGUGUUCGAUUUGUGGGAAAAGAAAUUGUCCUGCAGAUCCUAAACUGCGUUCGAAAAUAAGCCAAAUGCCCAUGCCCUUAAAGUCACUUGUUGGGAAACCAAAGUCUCCACGAAAGUCCAAGUUCUCCCAGGUUAAUGUUAUGAAGGUGAAGAAGACGAAGACUCCAUUCAAACACUGCAUUUAUACUCGAAGUUUAACAAACAGAUUGGCUAAACGCAUCGCUAAUCACACACCACUUCAUGUCUUCAAGUUAAAGGAUCAGCUCUUCAAAGCAGUGGAAGAUGGAGAUGUGGUAAAAGUGCAGGAAUUAAUACAAGAUACAGGAGCAGCUGUGAGGAAAAACAAGAGCAGAUGCACACUCCUUCACACUGCAGCGUCUCACAACCAAGCGGAUGUGGUGAUGUUUCUGCUGAAAUUGAUCAGUCCCAAUAUUACCAACAAUGAGGGACAGACUCCAGCUCACGUGGCCGCUGAAAAGGGUCACACGCAAGUGCUGAAACUUUUAAUGAGUGACUCUGACUUCGAUGCCGACAAGAGGGAUAAUUGCCACAACACAGUAAAAACCCUGCUUGGUGGCCAUCUGUUCAAGGCCGUAUUAGAAGGGAACAAGAAAGAAGCAGAAAGACUGUUGGCAGUUGGUGCAGACCCAGACAGUCACGGUGGAAAGCUGGUGAAUGGAGUGUUGGCACGAGAGCUUGGAGUGACUACAGCUGGCCUCCUUGCCAGUGCCCUGAAUAUGGAAUGGGCUGUAACCAUGUUUGCCAAGAAUGCAAGAAAUGAUAAAACCGGUGAAACUGGCUUUCUGACAUCAGAUGUCUCAAACUCCGUGCAGCUUAAAGUUCCCACACGACAAUUUCGUGUGAGACAUGCAACGGCAAUUCAAGGAGGUGCUGAUGUGUACAAGAUGGACAAGGAGGCACGAGGCUUUGUUCGCAUCUUGAACUUCAGUUGUUUCAAGGACAGAUCCGACCUGAACCUUCAGCAACUCGACUACGAUGCUUGCAUAAUGUCAGAUGUAUUUGAUAAGAUGGGAUACAUGUGUAAAACACACUCGUCACUCACGGCUCAGCAGACUAAGGAGGUCAUGAAGAACAUUAGGGAUGGUGAUGAGCUAACAGACGUCGGAUGUGCUAUAUUUGUCAUUUGUGGAUAUAGUGUAAAUGGCAGGAGUGUUCUUACGUCUGACAUGAAAUGUGUAGACAUCGACUAUAUGUUGAAUGCGUUCAAAGAUUCCGAAUGUCCUCAGCUCAAAAACAAACCUAAACUUUUCAUCUUUAACUUGUUUAACAUGAAUGAAGUUAUCGAGACUUCAAGCAGUGAAAGUCCAAAAGUGAUGAGGUUGACAGAUCCCCUGAACGACAUGGCUUGUCUAUAUUCGAACAGCAUUGGUGUGAACUGCGUCCCGAAUGGGAAAGGAACCUCCUUCAGCUGGUCCUUGUGUCGCACUUUGGCAGAACAUGCUGCUGAGCAUGAACUUUGUGAUUUUUACAGAGAAUUCCUGAAAGAAUACAACAAGAGCUCUCCUAGUUUCUCACCUGAAUUGAGGUACUUUGGCUUCACCAAGAAAUUCUUCUUUAAUCCUAUGUAAAUUGAAUGAGACCCUCUUUGAAGGGAGUUUUAUCUGAUUCACUCCAUGAAUUCAAGAGAUCUUCAACAGCAAUUACUUGAGGCAUUAGAUUUUUAAUUAUCUAUUAUAUAAAGAAAUUGCACUGGACAAACUUCGGGUAUUGGGACAAACAGAAAAGUCACAUUGUGUUAUAAUUUCGAUAAAUAAU
Messenger RNA from Penaeus vannamei (Pacific white shrimp), 1861 nucleotides. Lineage: Eukaryota; Metazoa; Arthropoda; Malacostraca; Decapoda; Penaeidae. The record is from RefSeq and is a predicted model, not a curated record.